This is a messenger RNA of Volvox carteri f. nagariensis, 6588 nucleotides long. RefSeq lists its product as uncharacterized. Gene Ontology annotation, biological process: cyclic nucleotide biosynthetic process; intracellular signal transduction. Gene Ontology annotation, molecular function: receptor serine/threonine kinase binding. The transcript is spliced from 31 exons. The record is from RefSeq and is a predicted model, not a curated record. The coding region runs from base 1 to 6588 and encodes 2195 amino acids. NCBI's taxonomy places the organism in Eukaryota, Viridiplantae, Chlorophyta, Chlorophyceae, Chlamydomonadales, Volvocaceae.
AUGCAGAUGUGGGCGUUGUGGUUAUCACUGUUGCUGACAGUGUUUGCCACAGAUUGCGCGACACACAAGCCCUUGCUACGGAGCCAAUUAGUUGCCUCCAAAGCUCUCUCAAGGCGAUUCCCCGUCGUAAAAGGGAUAUCGGCGCGCGAACAUGACCAGAGGCCAUCGUCGCUUCGCCGACUGCAGCAAAACGCGGAAAUUGUCACGCGCAGCUGUGAUUCAGGAUGCCAGGCGAACCAGCGGGAAGCCCUUGCAAGUCUUUACGCGGCUUGGGCCGGUCAAGGCUGGACGAAGAAGGAAAACUGGCUGUCGGACAUCCCGGUUUGCAAGUGGGAUGGCGUGUUGUGCUGCCUCCUCCGGCCCAUCGGUACACAGGACCUGAUUCUUUCCGACGUGAACUCAACGGACUGUCUCUCCGAGUCCAGCGGCGUGCUGGGGCUCAGCCUCCCCUACAACAACAUGAUGGGUGACGUGGCAGCCGUGCGCUGGGCUGCCUUCAGCUCCACCCUCAUGGUCCUAGAGCUCGAUGGCAAUCACCUGUCUGGCGACACGGUGACAGCCCUGAUGAUGCACUCCAAUUCUCUGUCAGGCACAUUGCCGGAGGGUCUCAUGACGCACCCCACCCUGCAGUUUCUGGACCUGGACAGCAACCAGCUCAGCGGCGCGCUGCCCCGCACCACCUUCACCUCCGCCAACCGCCUCCGCAGCAUCAGCCUGGCGGACAACCACCUGCGCGGAGCAUUCCCCGAGCCCCAGCAGGACCUGGGGACUGCCGGAAACCUGGCUCAUCUUGACAUCUCCCACAACCACCUUAGUGGCCCCCUGCCCCCCUACCUGUCCUGGCUGCGGCUGGACGACCUGGACGCCUCCAGCAACCAGCUGACGGGGCCCGUGGCGCCCCUGAUGCAAGUCAGCUCGGCGCUACUCAACCUGAAUCUGUCCAACAACUCCCUGGGGGGCUCGCUGCCGGGAAAUGUGAGGUGCAGGCAUGUCGAGUUUCUGGACUUGUCCCACAACAACCUCACGGGCACCAUUCCCCCGUCCUUCGCGGACCUGCGCUCGGUGGUUACUCUGUUGCUGAACGAUAACCCCCAGCUCAACGGUACACUGCCAGACGAGCUGGCGAAAACCGGCCAGCUGUCGUACUUUGACAUUCGUAACACGGGCAUGCAAGCGGCGUUGGCGGGGAUGACGGGGCUUCCACCGCAGGUGACAUUGUCCAGCAGUAGCGGCAGUAGCGCCUCCCCGUCCAGCCUCGGCCCGGUAAUCAGCAUGCGCUGCGUAUCUGUACGGCAUGGGUCUGGUCACGUCCCCCUGGUGCCCUGGUGGGGCAUUUUGUUGCUGGUGCUGGGGGGCCUGGUGGGCCUGAUGCUGCUGCUGGUACUGGCGUACCGCUUGGUGCCCUCGGUGGUGCGGUAUCGGACGAUGCUGGCCAAGAGGAUGCCGCCAGGUUCCAGUCGCCGUACAGGGGGAUGUGUGGUCACAUUGGUGCUCACGGACGUUGAGGGCAGUACUGAGCUGUGGGAGUGGGACACGGACCUCAUGGCGUCCGCCAUCGACCUGCAUGACCACACGUUGAGAUCGCAGAUGUCCAAGUGGUACGGCUACGAGGUGCAGACGGAGGGUGACGCCUUCCUGAUGGCCUUCCACGAGCCCGCGGAUGCGGUGGGCUGGUGCAUCACCACACAGCUGGCGCUCCUGACCGACGCCGACUGGGAUCGGGAGCUGUUCCGCCACCAUAAGGCCUGCAUUGAAACCCUGGAGUCCCUGCAGCCCACCUCCCAGGCACAUUCAGACCGCAUGUCCCUGGGGGGCGUAGGGGGAGGGGGGGGAGCGGCAACUGGACACGCGGGGCAUGUCACGGAGACAGGGUUAGCUGCGCCGCGUGCCUCACUGCCCCCCGGUGUCAUAUUGGGCUCGGGGCUGCAGCCGCCCGGAGGCGGCGGAGGCGGCGUUGGCAACGCCAGCGGGCUGAGCAGCGCGCGCUGCGGCCUGACGCCGCACCGCAUCUCCGUCGGCGGCAAUGACGACCCGGCCGUGACUGCUGGAGGCGGCGGCGGCGGCAGUGGCGGCGGCGGCGGCGGCGUAGGGUCAGUGGCAGGAGCAGCAGCCGGAGGAGGUGCAGGAGGCGGGCUGGGAGAGCGCGGAGGUGGCUCGCAGGACAACAGCCGGCAGCUCAAGUUGGCUUGCGAGGUCAAGCACCCUGAUGCAACGCUUGGCGGCAUACCCAGCGCUGCGGAGUUCGCCGACUGGACUCGAUACACUCGUCUGGGAGUACUGUACCGCGGAUUGAGGGUGCGAAUGGGAGUGGCCACGGGUGUCACCGACGCCAUCACCUCCCACGCCAUCACCCAGCGGAUGGAGUACAGCGGGGAGGUGUACCGCAGGGUGCAGGCGGUGGCGGACCUGCCGCAUGGGGGCCAGGUCCUGCUCGACGCCCACACCUUCAAUGCCAUUCACAACAACCUCAACGACCUCGGCAUCCGUGCCGUACAGAUCCUUACGCGCGACAAGCGCAGCAGCACCAACGGCGCGCACGCCGCGUUUCCCGGAGGCCCUCGUCGCAACGACCGCCGCCGGGGCUCCCGCUCCGUUCGGCAGCGGCAAUCCCUGGACCUUGCCUUCGCUCCGGAAGCAGCGGAACCAGCGCGCCUCGGCAUAUUGCACCGCGGCGGCGGCGCCGCCGGUACGGAUGGCGACGAGGACGGCGGUGCCGCCGCAGCGGCGGUGGCUGUAGCUGCCGCCGGCAGCGGCUGCAGCGGCAACGGACUGAGCGCCGCCACCUCCGGUCGUACGAUGUCCAUUGGCGGCAGCUGGAUGCGCAAUGCCGGUGGAGGUGGCGGAGGCAACGGCGGCGGUGGCGGUGGCGGUAUCGCCGUCACGCCGCUCAACUCGAUAAUGUCCGUAGUGGGCAGCCGGUUGGGCAUCAUGUCGCCUCCUUUCGCGCGGGGCUCCUCCCCGACGAUGCGCCAGUCAGCGGGACCGGAGCCCAGGCGUGUGAUCAGCGCAGCAUAUGAGGCCGUCCCUUCUCCCCCAGCGGCGCUUGCAGUCGUGUCGCCGUCGAGCGUCGGCGGAGGCGGAGGCAUCGUCAGCGGCGGCGGUGGAGGCGGCGGCAUCGGGGUUGCGGGCCUGGGCCCGGUAUUGAUCGUGGGCGAUGCGCCCGUGUCCACGUCGGACAUGGACAGUGUGCUGUACGGCGGCUCCCCCCGGGAGGCCACCCCCGCCACCCGGGCCACCGCCGCCCUCAACACCCUGGCGCGGGAGGUCAUACAGCGCCGCAGCUCGAUCGCCCCCGCCAUAUCGGUGGUCAAUAUGGGGGUGUUCGAGCUGAAUGCGGGGGGCAGCCUCGAGUACGUCAACAUCACGCAGGUACUGGUUCCAGGGCUGGAGGAGCGGGGCCGGCUGGGCAAGCAGUUGGAUUCUGUACGGCAGCUCACUCCCGGGUAUUUCAACGCCCCCGCCACCUCCGUAGCCCCCCUGGGCAGCGGACUGAGGACCGCGUUGCGGCAGCGGUGCGGCUUCCCCUUGGUGACGUUGGUGUUUUGUAGCAUGGAGAGAUUCACGGAAAUGGUGUCCGUGAAUCGGGAUCUGUCCCUGGACGUCAUGGCGGCGUACAACGACUGUGUACGGCGGAGUCUGAUGGCCUGUCACGGAUACGAGUGCCAGGAGCAGGAGGGAAAUUAUAUGAUUGCGUUCGCUCGGCCCUCCGACGCGCUGGAGUGGUGUCUCAUGCUGCAGGAAGUCAUGAUGGAGGUCGCCUGGACUCCCGCCAUGUUGCGGCUCCCCGCCAUGCAGGAGGAGCUGCACCCCCUCACCGGCACGGUGCUGUUCCGAGGUCCCCGCAUCAAGGCGGGACUCUACCAGGGGGUACCCACUCGCGUGUCGCCGCACUCCACCACCGGCAGGGCCGACUACUUUGGUCCGCUCGUGAACAGAGCAGCUCGCUACUGCCAUGCCGCGGCUCAGGGGGGUCAGCAAUUGACGACGGCGGCGGCGCCACCAGAUGGGGACGCGACGCCGUCAAUUAUGGGCUCCGUCAUGGUGCUGCCGGAGUUCCCUGGCAGCGCGUACGGCGGGGUUGGCGGCGGCGGCGGUGCCGUCAGCCGGCUGCGCCGCGUAUGCUACUAUUCGCCGUCGUCCUCGCUGCCGCCGCCGCCUCGCGGCAGCUAUGGCGGCGGCGCCACCAGCGGCACUGGCGAGAGUGACCGCGGCGGCGCUGAGGGCGUCAUUGUGAGCUCCACACCCCCUGGGGUGUCCGUGUCCGCUUCCGGCGCCCUGCCGGCCUCGCUCACCUUCGAGUACAACGGUGCGGCGGAUGCCUCGGCCCUGGCGGAGGCGCGCCGCCGCGCCGUCAACAAGCGCCGCGAGCACCUGCAAACGCAGAGCCGCCUGGGUGCGCCGUACACGUCCCAGCUAUUGCCCAGCCGGCCCACCUCCCGUCGAGUGAUUGCGCUUCCGAUGCCGCCGUCGGGAAUUGCCGCUCCCGCUCCAGCCAGCGGCGGCAGCGCUGCGAUGUCGUAUGCCGCGCCCGCAGGGCCUAUCUCGCAAAGCACCGCUAGUAGCCUGUACGGCGGCCCUGGCGGCGGCGGUGGCAGGCCGCCCGUCGGCGCGCAGUCAGCCCGUGGCACGGGCCCCGGCAUGUCGACGAUGGUGGCGGCUGGCAGCGUCGUCGCCAACGCCGCCAGCAUGCCACUACAGCCGCAGCCGCUACAGCAACAGGGCCUCGGCGCCGCCGCAGCCUGCGGCGGUUAUCCUGGUACGCUAGUGCACCAGCUACAGCUACAGCAGCAGCAGCAACAGCUGCUAUGUACCCAUUCUCACCCGCAGCGCUUGGUAAUGCGGGGCUCAGAGCCAGCCUACUUGGAGCUCACACCGCAGCUGCAGCAGGAGCUGAAGCAGGAAAUGCAGCUGCAGCUGGCGGCGCUCGGCCCCAGGGGCCCCUGCGCCGCCACCUCAGGUCGUCCUGGGACCGCCGCCACUGCCGCUCCACGUCAGCCUGCUGAUGACGACCUGCCGCCACUGCCGCCGCCGCUGCCCGGGCUGCCCGCGCGGCAUCUCCUAAGCCAGCGCGCCUCCUUUGACCUACGUUAUCUACAGCAACAACAACAACAGCACCAGCAGCAGCAGCAGGUAGCGAUGGCACUGCAUGCCCGCACCUCGGGGACCGGAAUGGGGCCGCAGACACCCGGUAACGGCCGACCGCGCUCAAGCCCCAAUAAGCCCCUUCCGCCCGCACCGUUUCGUGCGACUCAGCAUGAUCAGUUGCCCCAGCACCACCAACAACCGCCUCAACCGUCGCAACCGCCAUCUUCCCUGCAGUUCUCGCAACUACCAUCCCAACAACACCAACAGCAGCAACAACAACAACAACAGCCGCAACAGCCGCUACCGCUCCGCGCCCACGGCAGGGCGGGCAGCGGCAGUACGACACCGUGGAGUAUGGGCUCGUCACGUCGUUCCCUGGGUCACCGGAUGUCUCUUCCGCCAAGCCAGGGCCAGGGCCUGGACUGCCAGCAGCAGCAGCAGCAAUCCUGGCGGGACGCGGCGGUGUCGGGGAUGGUGGCCGCGGCGGGUAACGGCGCACCGCCGCCGCCGCCGGGCCCGCCAGGGCUGUUGCCGUCGGCGGCGCUGCACAGCGCGGAGUCCAUGCUCUCCCACGAGCACAGCGCCGCGUUCAAUGCGCUGUGGGAGGUGGCGACGGACGAGGCGGGGUUGCAGUGCGGCACCCGUGUGGAGAUGGACCUGCAGUCGGCGGUAGUGGGGGGUCUGGCCGGGGUGGAGCCGGAGCCGGGGGCGGGAGGGGGGCUGUCGUCGGCGCCUAUGGGUGGCGCCGGAUGCGGGUAUGGAGCAGGAGCAGGUGCAGGUGCAGGUGCAGGAGCAGGAGGUGGCGGGCCGCGGCUGCCCGCGGCGCUCCGGGGCGGUCCCAGCGCUCGCGCGUGUCACCGCGGCUCCUUCAUGCUGCUGGACUCCAGCCCGGGCAGCCUGCCCACCCUGUCGGAGCUGUGCAUCCGCCGCCGGGUGGGGCCGUACAAGUGGCUGUGGGCGCACGAGCUGGUGGUGGAGGACCUGGGGCAGUUCAGGUUCAAGGGGGUGGCGGGGAACCACGCCAUCGUGUGUGUAUCCACCGCGGGCACGUCGGAACGCAAACUGGGCUCCCGCGUCAAGAAGUCCAAGGGCGAACGGGUGGAGCCUGGGCGGGGGCUGCUGUACCGUAUCGUGCUGCAGCUGCCGUACAACCCUUCCCCAUGUCCCCCGGAGGGCCCCACGCAGCCGUCACUGCUGUCACCGCAAGACGCGGCCGUCAGCUUACACAGCCACGGGGCCCAGUGGCUGGCCCCGCCGCCGCCCCCGCCACCGCCGCCACCGACCGCCGCUGCUGCCGCGGCGCCGGCGCUGCCGCCACUACUUCUUCGGGCGGCGUCCCGUAUGCACCGCCUCAUUCAUCCAACGGCCAUCGGCACCUCUCCGCCGCUGCAAGGCGGUCUGGCUGGUGGCCCCUGCGCUGUGCCCAACUGCGUGCGUGAUGAAGAUGAUGGUCGCCUGGGCCUCCGCGGCAUGGGACUCCUCUGCUGGCCCAGCGGGCGAUAA